Molecule: messenger RNA, 564 nt
Organism: Knipowitschia caucasica
Lineage: Eukaryota; Metazoa; Chordata; Actinopteri; Gobiiformes; Gobiidae
Source: the annotation of a GenBank genome assembly
AUGAAAUGGAGCUUCUCUCAGGCUCUCAGGUGGAAACAGACAGGUCAGACCCGGGUCAGACCCGCGGCAGACCCGCGCCAACAUGGCGGAACAAUACAGUCUAUGUUUGGAACAGCUGUUCAGACUGACAGACUUUCCCCAGAGAGACAUCAUUCGACAAGACCAAGAUUUCAGGCAAUUCCAUUUAAGCCAAAUGGAACUAAGCGGCACCCAGGGGCCCUAAUCCUGACGAUGAGAAUUGCCUGGACACGAGCUGAAGAGAUGAAGUUAUACUUUGGCCAUACGCCACCCCAAGAGAAGACAACAGAACGGCUCUACAAAGUACGGGGGGAGCUUUCUUCGCCAGCCACACUGAAACUGGCUGCAUGGCAGUCGGACCACAUCAUCCUUGGAUCCGGAGCGGUCAGUGGCACAGAGGUGGUGGUCGUCCUGUUGCUGUCUUCCCUAAGAAACAACUGCUUUUGGUUCUGCAUUUCAGGAGUCGCCGAGGCCUUCGCCCAAGGCCUAUAUCCGUCAGCGCAGACGCACCCUGCCGACAGGGCCUCCCUAUUACUCCUGAUUUGA